AUGCCAGGCGACGACGAUGUUCCAGAAUCGCUUGAAGCCAUCAACUUGAAAAUGAAUGCUGUCACCGAUGAUGUAAGUGAUUUCCUUUGGGUAUUCUGAAUUCCAAAUCAAAUUGGUGGUACCAGAAAAAAAAAAGAGAAUAACAAAUUUCUCGUUUAUUUUUUGUUUGUGAUUGAAGUUUUUGUCGACGAUCACGGAGGUUUUGAGCGAAGAAGAAGAAUGCUGGACAAAACAAAAUGGAAUGGAAGUUUGCAUUUUCUAUCGUGACUCUUCUUUUUCGAGUACUCUCAAUUUUUCAAACACACAUACACCAACCAAAUUGAGCAUAGUCGAAUAAAUUGAAAAUUCGCAUGUCAUUCACUAAUUUUUCUUUUUUUUUUAUUCUUUCUUUUUUAGAUCAUAGAAAAGUACGCUUUUUUCGAAACAGAAACAUCCUAUUUUUGGUUUUCUUGAAUUAUUCUUAUUAGAAAAUUUUGAAUCGGUCAUUGUUCCAUUUCAAGACAGUUCGAAAAUUAUUUUCGAAUUCGUGUGUGCAAACACUACGACAAAUUUUGCAUACAGUAGGAGUUGAACUUUCAUUUUUCAAUAUUUCGUGUCUAUCAGCAGACAUUCUUUUUUCUGAAAAACCUGAGUUACACGACCAUUUACUCCAAUAGAAAAUUGCCCCUCGGGUCAGACGAGAGACGACGGGAGUCUGAUGACGUCAUCUGGGACAGAGAAAGAUAUCGCUUCGAAAUAUUUUUGAGAAAAUAUGUGUCCCUUUGAAAAAAUACCGUAUUUUGUUUCAAGGAACACAUGUUUUAUUGAAAAUAUCUCGAAGCGAAAUUCGUUUUCGGCAUAUUUUUGUAAAAUACUCUCGUCGUCUCGCGUCUGACUCAACGGGCGCCUUGUAUGGUCGUGGUUAGACCACUCAAAAGAUAUUCAAAUUCAAAUUACAGCUUCUGUCAAAAAUUGAUAUUGAUCCUAUUAUUUUUUACUGAUAUUCUAAAAUCCUGAAAACAUUUUUCGGAUGAAAUUUUGCAAGGUUGACUCAGUUCAAAAAGUUCUUUGUUCAUAAAAAUUCCAAUCAAUCUCUCUCACAAAAAAUGUUCCAUACCGGAAAUUGAGCAAGUUGACGUGUAGAUAACUCACACUUUUAUGAGCUGAAUUGUCUACUUUCAAAAAUUUGCAGAGAAAAAUCUAGAAUUGAGAAAAAAAACAUGUUUUCCUCCUCAAUACUGCACAAAAAACCAGAGAAAAAACCAAUUUAAACAUCAAUAUUUUAUACAUGUCAUUUCAUUUGAAAAGUGUGGAAGAAAUAAUAAUAUGAAAAAAGAACCGAGGAGUCUUCUCUCAUUUUUCUCGUUUUUUUCUGCUUUUUUUGUUCUUCUUCUAUCCAUAUCCCAUCCAUCCAUCCAUCCAUCUAGUUACUCAACUAAUAGAAUAACUCUAUUUUAAGCCCAUUUUUGUUCAACCACACAUUACCCAUUUUUUUCGACUAGUUUCGUUUGAAAUCUUACAGAAAUACGCAUUUUGUUUUUUCCGACACUCACACUAUUUUUAGUUCUGAAUUACAUUGUACUUUUACUUUUUGUUGCGCAAUUCCAAAGGAAAACAAAACGAAAAAAACGUCAUUUUGAAUUUCGAAAAAUUAAUGUGAGAACUCCGACUUUUUCGAGAGAAAAAUCCCGUCUUUUCUCGUUCGGACAAGGAACCCGAAAAAUCGACAUUUUCUAAUUCAAAAUGCAUGUAUAUUUUAAAGCCAAAUGUAAUGUUGGAGAGCACACACAGAAUUUUCGCUCUCUAUAUCCUUUUCAUUUUUUUUAUGUGUUCAUUAUUUUGUUCUUUUCACCACUUUCAACUUUCAUUCGAAAUUGGAAUUGAACACACCAGAUCCAUAAUUUGUGUACCACUCACUUUAAAAUUCGACAUCUUCUUUCUUUUUUGUCGCUUCUUCACAUAGGUAUCGAAUUUCUUCUUUUACAGAAUUUUUCAGUGUCUUUGUGUUGUUUUUUUCCAACACCAACACAUUUUUUUUGUCAAUUCAUUCAGUCAAGUGUAAAAUUCAGCUGGAAAAAUACAUUGUUGGCCGGCGCAAAAAAAUUUGAUUACCCAUAAAAAAUUCGCAAUUUUUUCGCGGCUUUCAGAUUUGUUGCUGCGCGCCCCAAUAAAUUAGAAUUUUUCUAGAUUUUUUUUCGAACAUCUUUGUUUGUCUGCAAGUUUUUCCCGUGGGACUAAUUUGUGAUUAGAAUUUUGAGAAUCGGGAUACCAAAACAAUUAUUUUUAUUUUCAUUUUCAAAUCAUAAAUAUAUAUUUUACCCGCUUGAAUAUUAUAUUCUAAUAACUUCUUGAUUGAUUUAUUCAAUUAUUUUUAACUGAUUAAAUUUUCUUCAGUUCAUUCUGAUUUACCUUGUUGAUUGAUACAAUCAAAUUCAACUAACUUCCCCCGAUCUUUUUAUUAAUCGGGGAUGUCGUCGUCGACGCGUAACAUCAAUAGCUCCAUCGGCGGCAGCGGCGCUCGACAUCCCCGUCCGUUUCCGCCGCCUCCAACUCAUCAAUCAACAAUUGAUAUCAAUGGAUUAUUAUUACCAGCUGAUAUGAGCGAUGAACUUCAGGGUCUUAAUAUUUCGAUCGAUAAUAAAACUAUCGAGGUUUUAAAGAAAAUGGGGUUUUGGGAUACAUUUUCAAAUAAAUCUCAAAAACAAUUGUUCUAUUAAUUUCAGUCUUUGGAAUCAACUCGUCGUAUGUUGGCAUUAUGUGAAGAGAGUAAAGAAGCUGGUAUUCGAACUCUUGUCAAUUUGGAUGAUCAAGGAGAACAAUUAGAAAGAUGUGAAGGUGCUUUGGAUACAAUCAAUCAAGAUAUGAAAGAAGCUGAAGAUCAUUUGAAAGGAAUGGAAAAAUGUUGUGGAUUGUGUGUGCUUCCAUGGAACAAGUAAGCUUAAGUUACAUUUUUUGAAACACUUUUCAACUAUUAAAUUUCAGAGCUGAUGACUUUGAGAAGAAUUCCGAAUAUGCGAAAGCUUGGAAAAAAGAUGAUGACGGAGGUGUGAUUUCCGAUCAACCAAGAAUCACAAUCGGUGAUCCAACAAUGGGACCACAAGGAGGUUAUAUUACCAAGUAUGUUAAUCCAAAUUCCUAUCAGCUAGACAACUGUGGUGAUUUGACAAUCUGUCUGCUCACUCAAUUUAUUCUAGAAAACAUAAUCAAUUUAUGAAUUCAGAACGCAUAACAAUUUCUAGAACAUCUAAUUUUUCACAUUCUCAUUCUCAUUCAAAAAAAUUUCAGAAUCACAAAUGACGCGCGUGAAGAUGAAAUGGACGAAAACAUUCAACAAGUGUCAACAAUGGUUGGUAAUUUGAGAAACAUGGCUAUCGAUAUGAGCACCGAAGUUUCGAAUCAAAAUCGACAACUCGACCGAAUUCACGACAAAGCACAAUCGAAUGAAGUUCGUGUUGAAUCAGCAAAUCAACGAGCAAAGAAACUUCUCUAA
This is a messenger RNA of Caenorhabditis angaria, 3469 nucleotides long. Lineage: Eukaryota; Metazoa; Nematoda; Chromadorea; Rhabditida; Rhabditidae. The record is from the annotation of a GenBank genome assembly.